UCACCGCAUCCUGUUCUGUGGGAGUGGGGCCGGGACCGAGCGGUUCACCGCAUCCUGUUCUGCGGGAGUGGGGUCGGGACCGGGAUCCCGCGGUUCACCGCAUCCUGUUCUGCCGGACUGGGGCCAGGACCGGGCGGUUCACCGCAUCCUGUUCUGCGGGAGUGGGGUCGGGACCGGGAUCCCGCGGUUCACCGCAUCCUGUUCUGCCGGACUGGGGCCGGGACCGGGCGGUUCACCGCAUCCUGUUCUGCGGGCGGCGCUGCUGCGGGAGGGGGACCGGGACCGGGCGGUUCGCCGCAUCCUGUUCUGCGGGCGGCGCUGCUGCGGGAGGGGGACCGGGACCGGGCGGUUCGCCGCAUCCUGUUCUGCGGGCGGCGCUGCUGCGGGAGGGGGACCCGCCGGGUCCGGUUCCUGGAGCCGCAGAUCACAGUGAGAGGCGAUGGCCACCACGCCGGUGAGGUCCCCGAGCAUCCAGCAGACGAGCAGGAUGAGGAAGGACGAAUCGUUCCUGGGGAAGCUGGGAGGGACGUUGGCGAGAAAGAAGAAGGCCCGAGAAGUGAGUGACCUACAAGAGGAAGGUAAAAAUGCCAUCAAUGCUCCAUUGUCUCCAACACCCACAGACAUUCAUCCAGAGGACACCAUGCUAGAGGAGAAUGAAGAACGUACUAUGAUUGAGCCAUAUUCCAAGGAAGAACCAAAGUUUAAAGAACUAGUAAAGGUUCUAAUUGACUGGAUUAAUGAUGUCCUUGUUGAAGAAAGAAUAAUAGUGAAGUCACUUGAAGAAGAUCUGUAUGAUGGGCAAGUUCUGCAGAAAUUGCUAGAGAAACUUGCGAGUCGUAAACUGAACGUUGCUGAAGUGACACAGUCUGAAAUAGGGCAGAAACAGAAACUUCAGACAGUGUUGGAAUCUGUAAACAAUCUACUUAGACCUCAAGGAUGGGCAAUCAAAUGGAGUGUUGAUUCAAUCCACACAAAAAACACUGUGGCUAUUCUUCACCUUCUCGUGGCUUUGGCAAUGCAUUUUCGAGCCCCUGUUAGAUUGCCAGAACAUGUCUCUGUGCAGAUGGUGGUUGUGCGGAAGAGAGAAGGGAUACUUCAAACGUCACAUGUUACAGAGGAGUUUACCAGCACUACGGAGAUGAUGAUGGGGAGGUUUGAACGGGAUGCUUUUGAUACACUAUUUGACCAUGCACCUGAUAAACUCAGUGUUGUUAAGAAGUCACUUAUCACCUUUGUGAAUAAACAUCUAAACAAACUCAACUUGGAGGUGACAGAACUGGAGACACAGUUUGCAGAUGGUGUGUACCUGGUGUUGCUUAUGGGACUUCUUGAAGAUUAUUUUGUCCCUCUCUACAACUUUUACCUGACACCAGAAAGUUUUGAACAGAAGGUCCAUAAUGUGUCAUUUUCCUUUGAGCUUAUGCAGGACGGAGGACUUAAGAAACCAAAAGCUCGGCCAGAAGAUGUUGUAAAUUUGGAUCUGAAGUCGACGCUGAGAGUGCUUUACAAUCUAUUCACAAAAUACAAAAAUGUGGAGUGAUUGCCAGAAUAACCAAGAUGUGUUCGGGUGGAAAUAUUACCAUUCAAUUGUCAGGACUGACUCCUAUGUAUCUGUGCCUUACCAAGUUUAUAUUAGUAUUGCUUUCUUGUUUUUUUUAAAGUCUAAGAUAACAUUUUGUGAUUUCUUAAAUGAAGUGUUUUCUGUCUAUCUGGGUCCAUUUCCUCCUCUAAAACCAUCUCUGUAUUUAAUUAGAUGUUACCAUUCUGGUUUACUUAGAGGAGUUUCAAGCAUAAUACUGUUGCACAAUCAGUGGAACUUGACUCCUUUUCCUCCUUUCAUUGUAUGUUAUACAAUAGGCCUCCACUGUCAUAUGCAGCUUCUCUAUGUAGAUUACUUGGCCCUUAAAUGGCCUGAUAUAAUUGCGAUGGAAUGUAUAAUCUCUUCCUUUUGUAACAUUAUGAAGUUUAAGCAGUCAUUACUUCUUUUUGCUAUGAAGGAACACAGACUUCCUUUAUAGCAUAAAAACAUUUCUUUAAAUAUUGAUACCAAUUACAGCUGGAGAAUUGUAUACAGCAAUGAUUGACACACAAGUGAUGGGUAUAAAUGUAAAAGUAGUCCUCUGGGCCAAACUCAAAGUAAACUUUGUGAACAAAGUUGAUACUUUUACUGCAAUACUAUUACCUUCAUGAAACUGAGCUAAGAAUUCUUUCUCCUUGGUCAGCUCGCCUACCAUCCACCCCUUGGCCAGUUGGAAUUAAGAGUAAACAGUGAGGCAAUGAACAUUGUUCUGGUACUGUGGUAUUUUGCUUAGUUCUCUGCUCAAGGCCUUUCAGCUGAAAGAGUGAGCAGACAUCCUUUCAAGUCCAGACUGAUGGCAUUGUCUGUGAUAAAAGGCUCCUUCCCCGGAAUCAAAUAUCUUUGCAGUAGUGCAGAUGAGAUUUAGAACUUGAAGAAGCAGCCGUUUGGACCUCUUGUACAGGGCCGCAGCAUUACUGUAAGCUGGGGUACCUCAUCACAGCACCAAUGUAGUUCAUUCAUCAUUAUUAAUGUAAUCAAAUAAUACUUGUGUGAUUAUUUGCGGUGGGGCAUUGAACAAGAUCAGUAUUUUCCUGUUGUGCAACCUGUCCAUGAUUUUUAGGAACAUGUGCACAGUCCUUAAGAAGGUUGAGAUAAGUAAACGCCUAUCGUGGAAGAAUGACACAUAGCUGAUCCGAGAGGUAAUUGUCAAAAUUAAAUGAAAGGAGAAACAAUUAAUGCAAUGAUGUUAAACUUUUCACCCAAAGGCAUUUACUUUCUCUUCAAAUAUUCGGCAUUUAUGCUAUCUAUUGAGCUUAGGAAAGCCAUGAGUUGCUGCUGCAGUUUCCAAAUUUCACAGAUCAUGAUUUAAUACAACAAUGAGAUAUGAUUUGAGAAUAGUAAUUAAAUACAGACACACAAGACUAAGCUUAAAAGGAAGUUAAUCAUUUCAUUGCAUCGAUAUAUUCUGUUGCAGAAUUUUAUUGACCAUAUAUUACUUUGAAAUAUAGGAAAAGGAAAUGAAAAUAAAUACUACAGGGGAAAAUGAAGAAUUAAUGUCUUCUUCAACCAGAUGGUGGUGCUAUAGCACAAGUAGACUGCAAGAUGCAAUUACACUUUCAAAGAAUUUUGACAUUACAGAGAAUCACCUGUUUUCAGGGUGAUCGUUGUGUCUGGUGUCAAAACUCUAACGCCAGAAGUACUUUGAAAUGGAUUUAUACAACUGGAUGAAAUGUGCUUUAGAGUCAAAAUCUUCCCCUUGAUGACAUUGAUGGAAAGUAAGAAUGCAUUGCUAAAGUUGUGAUAAGGAGAAAUAUCCUCCUUAUAAUCAGUGAUCUUUUCUCGUGUAUAUAGGGUCACAAACAUGUUACCCACUGACCGAGGGGUGGUGUUAAGACUUUCCAAGUUGCACACUUGUAUAGGGUUCUGAUCAGCUCAAGGUUCCUUCAAUGUCAUAAUCCGCUCAACAAUCUAGGGCGAGUCUGAUUUUAGUGCUUGCCUCUUGCCAACUGAUUGAUCAUCCCACAGUCCUGACUAAAGUUGAAGGAAGUGAUAAAAUUAAUUUCUCAUAAACCACAAUUGAAAUUUGAAGGCUUUGUGUGAACCUAGGACCCAAGCAAAACAAACACCUCAAUGGUAGGGAAUAUUUUCAGAAAUUGUAUACUUGCAUGUUAAUAGUUCUAUUUUUCUGCAAAUAUUUGUUUAUGAUGCAUUGUAAACUCCUAUUUGGCAAGUCUUUUUACACUUAUAAUUGAGAAAGGAGUCAAAAAAAUCAAUACUAAAAGACUGACAGGAAAAUAAUCACAAUGCAUCUGGUGCUUGAGCAGUGGAUAAAAAGAUAUUGCUUGCAGUUGCAGCUAAAUUUAAUAAUGUGCAAAACAAGUACCAGGAAUAAUCAUUUUGCAGCCUUGAUAAUUUAUAAAUAACACUUCCUCAGUUGUAAUAAAAUGUUACAAUAGCAUGAUAUUGCCAACUGAGGUGCCAUUUGGAAGUUACUAAUCAACUAUAUGCUUACUUGCUGUGAUAAGCAAUAACUUACUUGAAGUACAUUUUGAAGAGAGUUUUGAAUGUUGCUAAUAAGAUAGCUUAUUAUACAUGGUAUAGUCACUGGACACUUGCAUAUUACUUGAAAUUUGUACAUUGGGACUGCAGGUUCUCUUUCAGAUAUUGCACUGUAUUGACUCAGUGAAAAAAUCAGUAAUGUGUUUUCUUUCUCCCAACUUCUGCUAAAUUUUAAAUAACUUCAGUGUGAGAAAUCAAUUUCUUCAGAAUGUGGGUCACCUUAAGUUUUUUCCAAAGUUAUGCUAUUUCUAUACUAAGCAUCAUGAUGAAUUCUGGCAAAAUGUGUCCAACCCGAAAGAUUAACCUAUUUCUCUUUCAAUGGAUGCUGAUUAAUCUGCUGUGUUUCCAGCAUUUUCUGUUUUUAUUUCAAACAUCAUCACCUCUGAGCUGUUACCUCAUUCUUCUUAAAUUUCACUGUCAUAACUUUGUAUCCUGCUUUGCAUCAGAUCUCACUCGCACAUCAUUCCUGUGCUCAUUUAUCUGCAUCAGCUCUUGAUGCUCUUAAAUUUGACAAUUUUUGCAAUGUAUUUAAGUUGCUCCAAACCUUCAUCCCUCCACAUCUUUGUAAACUACUAAAUGCUCUAUUGCCCACCCACACUUUCAACUCAUCUGACUAAUCUUCUGUCCAUUCACCUGUCCCUGCCUGUCACCUAAAACCUGUUUUCCUGGUCUUGCUGUAGGGCAGUCUGCUUGAUUAUUGUGGGAAUUAUAAAUGUAGCUGAAGAAUUUGGGAUCAUCGGUGUUGAGUUGCACUGUGAAGUGGCACAGCAGGUAGAAAUACUACCUCACAGUUCCAGUGUGUUCAGUCCUGACCUCUGGUGCUGUAUGGGCAGGAUUUGCAUGUUCACCCUUUUUACAGCAUGGGUUUCUCCUGAAUACUCCCAAAGAUGUGCUGGUUGGUAAGCUAAUUGGCUGCUGUAAAUUACUGCUAUUGAAGGUGGGUGGCAGGAGAGCUGAGGGGGGCUGAUGGUUAUGUGAAAAAGAAUAAGUUACUGGAGAAUAGGAUUGCUCUGGGACUCAUCAUGGACUCAUUGAGCCAAUAGGCACCUUCUAUUUCAAAAGGAAAAAAUGAAUGUGCUAGUUUCAGGAGGGAAGAUAAUUGAAACAGCAGUGAUGUUUGCUUCCCAUUAUGCUUCUCUGAUGAAUUUGUAGCAGUUGUUCCUUUCCUCCCUUCCUCCCAAAAAAACUUUCAUAUCUAAUCUGGUUUCAGUCACUCGAAGCUUUUUCCUUUGAGCCAGUGACAGUUUUAGUGGGGCUUCCUUGUGUCACAUUUCAAUGAUGUCAAGAGAAGUUGCUCUUGAUUUCCCCCUUUGGGUAAGAUUUGGUAAAUUUAAGAGCAAUACAGUUUGUGGUUUUAGUAUGAUCAGCAAUCAGCAGAUUGAACCAAAUUACCUGUGGUCUUCACCUGUUCUUGUUUACUUGGGUGAUUCUUGCCAGAAUUAAUCCACGAGUCACUUUAAUGUGGCUGUAAUAUUACUAAAUCUUUUAAAGAAUCCUCAACUUUAUCAAGAUAACUGAUACACAAUAUGUUCUUCAGGAGUACAAAGAAAGGUUUCAGAAUCAUGGAGUAAAUUACCAAUUAUUCAGUUUUGCUGUAGGCUUAAAGUAGCUGAACAUUAAUCUUUGCAGCUGUGUUUACCAAUGGUGUCUGAUUCCUUAAAUGCUCACUUGAAUUACUUUGACACAAAGCUUGAAAGGUUUAGGCAUUAAGAAUAGUUUUAGCUGCCAGAAACAGCUGUAAUUAAAAAUACCAACAAAAUGAUGUCCAAGAAUCUGAUUUUAAUUUUUAACUAAAGUGGGGGGAAAAUCUUUUUAGAAGUUGGAGAAUUUUGAUUAUCUGUGUUUUCUUUAUUCUAGUGUGUAGCUGGUAUGAAUUUUAAUAGCAUCAGGUUAGAUAAUUUUGUUUCCAUAUUAAAUAUCAAGUGCACUGUAUUUAUGAUUAAUUGAAUUUAAGAUUUGGUUGAAUUCAAGCUGAAUUAAUCUUCCUAACCACUGAACUGGAGUAGGAAUCUUGACUUAACGUGGCUUGCUAACUUUGACUUGUAUUCCUUACAGCAUAUUUGCAUUUUUAUUUUGUAAAAAUCAUAUAGAAUCUACUAAGACUUCACUCGGAUAUCAAUGGUACAUUUUAUAGCUGUGAGAGAUAUGUAAGUACUAAUAAAAAUCAAGAGUGUGCAGAUAGCUGGGCUACUGUGCUCUCACCUGCAAUGUCAUGACUGUUUUCCACUGAACAGUGUAAAAACAGACACUUUCUUAACUGAGCAACUGCAUUUUGUAGAGAAGUAUGUGGAUUGCUAAUUUCACUUCAAGGCAUGAGGUGAAGCGCUGUGAACAAAAAGUUGAUGAACGGAGAAAUUCACAUAAUAGUUAUAGUUCAGUAUUAUAAUUUAUUUUAGUUGCCUUUGCUAAGUGAAUUUCAGUGCAACAACCACAAGAACCCCUAUCAUUAACAACCUAACUGGAGUGUUCUAAUGAUUGAAUGGAAGAUUAUAUAAUGCUGCAAUACAUUUUUCAAAGUCAAACUACUAUGAUACACAUGCAGUUUUUGGUCCACAUUAACAAUGUGUAGCAUUAACUGCAAAUGUAAUUUAUUCUUCAAAAAUUGGAGGUCUUCAUAGAAUUAAUAUUUGACCACUGUCUUUAUCAUCGCUGUUACAGUGGUGUCCCUGGAAAACUUGUCUGUGUAUUGUCUUCAAUGCAUUCAUCUAACUUUUCGAUUCUCAUUAUUUCCAUACUCAUUUGGUAGUCAUUAGCCAACAAUUAGCAGAGAGAAGUUCAGUUCUUAGAAAUGUUUUUCAGGCAAUAUCCUUUGGCAUAGGAAUGGGAUUGUCAAGGCCAAAAUUUAUUUUUCUCUAAGUUAGCGUGAUUGAGGGUAGACUUAAAGAAGCAAUGACUUUAGAAUCUAUGCCAGAAUCUAUAGCAUUUUAACUUGGAUGUCCAAAGUUCCAUGCCUCACAUUACUUCUAACCAGUACAUAUCAAAAUGCUUUAAUCAAUUAGGUUAUAUCCAAAGAUUUGAAUUUGAGAUUGUAGCUAUGACUAACAGUAAAUUCUAUCAGACAGAUUUAAAUUCUGAUAGAUUCUAAGUUCUGUGUAUCAAAGUGCUGAAAUAUAUCAUGUUGUGUUAAGAAACUACCGUUCCAUAUCUUGCUGACCAUUAAAUUUGGCCCUACUGGGCCUGCACAUAUUGAGUGCAAAAUAGUUCUAAUUAACAAUAAAUCCAUCUGAUGUAAAAUCCACUUGCACUGUGGUCAGUUUUAAUUGUAGUUUACUGACGUUGGUAGUGGCAAUCUUUGUGCUGCUUUUUGGAUCAAAUACAGGCCUCUGCAACAGUAUACGGUGAACUUUGUUCUACAACUAACCAAUGCUUUAACUUGCAGUUCUUGAUGAUGCUGGAGCAAAAAGGAAGUAUGUUUCUUUCCCCAGUCCUGAGGAAAUCACACAAAUUUAACUGUCGAAAGAAAAUGUAUCACAUUGCUGGAAAACCAUCUAUUUUUUCUCUUUUGGGAAGAAUUUCCAUUUUAUAUUGAACCAUCCUGGAGAAAUGUUUGCCAGUUACUAGAAAAAUAAGGAUGUUGCAGAGUUGUGCCUUAAUUUUAACAGCUGAUAACUUAUUUAAUUUCAUGUAACUUUCAAUGUAAAUGAGUUGUCAUAUUGUUUAAAAUUAUUUGGUUAUGUUUUGUCUUCAAGAUGAUACAACCUUAUGUAUAAAAUCAGUAUGGGUUUGCAUGAGUAUGGAAGAAAUAUGAGGAGCAUACAAAACUAUGGUCUUGUGAAAGAAAAUUGAUGCAGGCAUGGUUGUCAAAGAUUAACAGUUAUUUAUUCUAAUAAAUGUUUACUAGCAGCCAUAUGUUGCUGUUUGCUUAUUAAAAUCCCACUGGCCUUGCACUUUGCCAGCUAAGAUAUGUGCUUCACUUGUCAAUGUAAUCAAAGCAUUUCAGAGUGAAGGAAAUGAAUAAACAGACCAUUGAUAUGCA
This is a messenger RNA of Pristis pectinata (smalltooth sawfish), 8054 nucleotides long. RefSeq names its product beta-parvin. The transcript is spliced from 13 exons. Gene Ontology annotation, molecular function: actin binding. The record is from RefSeq and is a predicted model, not a curated record. Gene Ontology annotation, biological process: substrate adhesion-dependent cell spreading; lamellipodium assembly; establishment or maintenance of cell polarity. NCBI's taxonomy places the organism in Eukaryota, Metazoa, Chordata, Chondrichthyes, Rhinopristiformes, Pristidae. The coding region runs from base 440 to 1540 and encodes 366 amino acids. Gene Ontology annotation, cellular component: focal adhesion; actin cytoskeleton; cytoplasm.